Molecule: messenger RNA, 378 nt
Organism: Besnoitia besnoiti
Lineage: Eukaryota; Apicomplexa; Conoidasida; Eucoccidiorida; Sarcocystidae
Product: putative nuclear transport factor 2
Exons: 4
Coding region: 1-378 (125 amino acids)
Biological process (GO): nucleocytoplasmic transport
Cellular component (GO): nuclear pore central transport channel
Source: RefSeq, a predicted model, not a curated record
AUGAUGCAGCUUAACCCCCAGUUCGACGCCAUCGGCAAGCAAUUUGUUCAGCAUUACUAUGCUACGUUCGGGACUCAGCGAGAGAAGCUGGCUGAACUCUACACCGAUCAAUCGAUGCUGACGUACGAGAAUGAGCAGUUCCAAGGCGUUGCCGCGAUUUUGGGGAAGUUGCAAAAGCUUCCAGUAGUGGUGAAGCACAGCGUCAUCACCUGCGACUGCCAACCAACUCCUAACAAUGGAAUCGUUGUCCUCGUGUCCGGCGAUUUGGCGAUUGAGGACAACCCUCCAAUGAAAUUCUGUCAAACAUUCAAUCUGGUUCCUAACGGCGGAGGCGGUUAUGCAGUAUUCAACGACAUUUUCAGACUGUGCAUCGGCUAA